AUGAGUGUGUGCUUGUUUUUCCAGGUGGGUGAAGACAGCUCCAACAGGAAGUUUUUGGUCAGCCGGCUGUUUGAUGUUGCUGAAGGAUCCACAUUGGAAGAAUCAUCCACCAGCUGCAUUCGACUAGAGUGGAACAAGGGGAUAGUGGGACACGUAGCUUCCACAGGACAGCUGCUCAAUAUCAAGAAUGCAUAUGAGGACCCAAGAUUCAAUGCAGAAGUUGACCUGAUCACAGGCUACAAAACCCAAAGUAUCCUUUGUCUACCCAUCAAGAAUCACAGAGAAGAGGUUGUUGGAGUGGUUCAGGCUAUUAACAAGAAAUGUGGAGAGAACGGUGCCUUCACUGAACAGGAUGAAAAGGAUUUUUCUGCCUAUCUAGCCUUUUCAGGUAUAGUUCUGCACAAUGCACAGCUGUACGAGACCUCGCAGUUGGAAAACAGACGCAAUCAGGUGCUGUUGGAUCUGGCCAGACUGAUCUUUGAGGAGCAGCAGUGUUUGGAGGUUGUGCUGCGGAAGAUUGCUGGAACCAUCCUGUCCUUCAUGCAGGCUCAGGCCUGCACUGUUUUCAUUGCUGAUGACGACUCAAUGGUCAGCGCACAUACACACGUAGACACAUAGACACACACUGAUC
This is a messenger RNA of Poecilia latipinna (sailfin molly), 631 nucleotides long. RefSeq names its product cGMP-specific 3',5'-cyclic phosphodiesterase-like. The transcript is spliced from 5 exons. The record is from RefSeq and is a predicted model, not a curated record. Bases 1 to 618 code for a protein of 205 amino acids. Gene Ontology annotation, molecular function: protein binding. NCBI's taxonomy places the organism in Eukaryota, Metazoa, Chordata, Actinopteri, Cyprinodontiformes, Poeciliidae.